This is a messenger RNA of Paraglomus brasilianum, 351 nucleotides long. The record is from the annotation of a GenBank genome assembly. Lineage: Eukaryota; Fungi; Glomeromycota; Glomeromycetes; Paraglomerales; Paraglomeraceae.
AUGUGGAAAUUAGUUGGUACUAUUUUAUUUGUGUUGGCGUCCAUAGUGAGCGCUCAGGUACAAACGGGCAAUGUUUCGCUGCCAGGUCAAAAAUCAUGGUACCUCUGCGCUCCAGGCGUAGUUGAUGCAAUAAGAUAUCUUGUUACGACAUCAGAUCAAAAUCUCACUUUAACACCAAACUUUGGCUCCAUCACAAAUGGGAGUGGUGUUCCUACUGAACCUUGUUCAACCGGUAUUCUUGCUUAUGCUAUGAGUACGUCACAGCUUAAUUUGACCCUCCAAGGAAACAACGAGUUGUUUGCACAUAAAGUAUCAUGGUUAGUAAACAAUAAGGGUGAAGAGAGAAUUUGA